Molecule: messenger RNA, 3867 nt
Organism: Heteronotia binoei (common prickly gecko)
Lineage: Eukaryota; Metazoa; Chordata; Lepidosauria; Squamata; Gekkonidae
Gene: ADIPOR2
Product: adiponectin receptor 2
Exons: 8
Coding region: 197-1351 (384 amino acids)
Biological process (GO): adiponectin-activated signaling pathway
Cellular component (GO): plasma membrane
Molecular function (GO): signaling receptor activity
Source: RefSeq, a predicted model, not a curated record
GAGGGAAGGGAAGGCGGGCACGGCGGGGACAAGGUGGAGGGGGUGGGAUUCCCGGAGGCGCCGGCGUCACCGUGGGGACUCCCUCCUCACCUCGGCGCUGGGCACGGGCGGACGCGGUCGUCAGGAAGCGCGAGAACCAGUCUGUCGCUGCUCCUUGCUCGAGAAAACAACUUUCCUGGAGAAGACCCCUGGUCUCAUGAGCGGACCAACGGAUCUCGGGAACGGCAGCAUUCUGGAGCCAGUCCUGCGGCUCAGGAAAGGAUACAUGCCCAAUGUUGCUGGGCAGAAACACGAUGAUCAUAACCAAUCGAGUGAUCAGGGGCCCCUCUUAGUGGAGCCACUGAUAUCUUCUGAGCAGGAAAAGAGUUCUGACGAUGCCAGGGAUAAUGAUUCAGCACCGGAAGAUGAACGAUUUAUGGGGAUGCUGCCUCUCCUCCAAGCCCACCAUGCCAUGGAGAAAAUGGAAGAGUUUGUGUGUAAGGUGUGGGAGGGCAGAUGGCGUGUCAUACCCCACGAUGUCCUGCCUGACUGGCUAAAGGACAAUGACUACCUGUUGCAUGGACACCGACCACCCAUGCCCUCUUUCCGGGCAUGCUUCAAAAGCAUUUUUAGGAUACACACGGAGACUGGCAACAUCUGGACACAUCUGCUAGGUUGUGUGUUCUUCUUGUGUCUGGGAAUAUUCUACAUGUUCCGGCCAAACAUGUCCUUUGUAGCACCUGUGCAGGAGAAGGUGGUGGUUGGACUGUUCUUUUUGGGAGCCAUUCUCUGCCUCUCCUUCUCGUGGCUCUUCCAUACAGUUUACUGCCAUUCAGAAGGUGUGUCGAGGCUCUUCUCCAAGUUGGACUACUCUGGUAUUGCCCUUCUCAUUAUGGGCAGCUUUGUUCCUUGGCUCUACUACUCUUUCUAUUGCAACCCUCAGCCAUGCUUCAUCUACUUGAUAGUGAUCUGUGUCCUGGGCAUUGCUGCCAUUAUAGUUUCCCAGUGGGACAGAUUUGCAACCCCUCAGUACAGAGGAGUACGGGCAGGAGUGUUUCUGGCUCUGGGCCUUAGCGGGGUCAUCCCCACACUGCACUUUGUCAUCUCAGAAGGGCUCCUCAAGGCUGCCACGAUGGGGCAGAUUGGCUGGCUGGCCCUAAUGGCUUGCUUGUACAUUACUGGUGCUGCUCUGUACGCUGCUCGCAUCCCAGAGAGGUUCUUCCCGGGCAAGUGUGACAUUUGGUUCCACUCCCACCAGCUAUUCCAUGUGUUUGUAGUGGCUGGUGCCUUUGUGCACUUCCAUGGCGUUUCGAACCUUCAGGAGUUUCGCUUCACAGUCGGAGGAGGCUGCUCGGAGAACGAGAUGCAGUGAAAGUGGCCAGACGCCCAGGACUGUAACCAAAAGAGAACUGUGGGAGGAGCCAGGAGUUAACCAGGCAGCUGGUGUGAGCAUCAGUGCCCACAUCUAUCUUAUCUGUGGUGGUGUGGAAGCUUCAAGGGGAUUCUACCUAAAACGCAGAAGAAAAAUUCAUACCUCAAGCAUUGAAGUGAAUUGGUUUUGAAGACCCAGAAGUUCUUAAACCCUACCUUAUUCCUGGGAUCUACAGACUAAGCUAAAGAAAGCCCUUUCUUAAUCAGCUUCUGUUCAAUGCCAUAUUUAUUUGUAGAAAAUAAGAGGGGUUGUCAUGGAGAGGUGGUUUGGAAAUUUUUUUCUUUUUUAAAAAAAAAUCUAGUUUAAGAUUUGUAUCUUGUUCAGGUAAGUUGAUUUUAGAUGCUCUUUUGAGAGAGGAAAAAAGAUGUAAAUAAGAUUUCUAACUUUCUGUUUAAUUAUAAAGUUUAUAUAAAUGUUUUAAAAACUGGGGGAGGGAAGGGUUUUGUACAGAACGCGACAUGCAAGUACCACACACUGUUUCAAUUUUGCACGAACUCUUGUCGAGUGCAAGAGAGCCAGGUGAAACCCCUGGGGGAGUCAAGCAUCCAGGCUCUGCAGGUUCUUCCUAAUGCUGGUGGAUAUUGGACAGAGACCCCCCAUAAGCCUCGGGUCUGAACACAAGGAUGGAGAGUGUUGAAACGCUCACAACUGAUAUCAGGCUGCCAUUCAGGCCUUUGCGUGUUCAGAUGGUAAAGGAAGGAGGUGCGGUGCUGCUUGUAGCUGAGUUGUGCAUCUUUUACAAGGCAAAGCCUUCUAGGAGCUCUGCCCCUUUAUGGAUACUUCCCAAUGGCUUUGUUGCACCAGCGUUAUUGGGGUGGGGGGGGUUGGUGGCUUUAAAGGCACAACAUAGCACAUCCCUUGACCUCUGGGGUCGCCUGUCAGUUUUGCCAUUCUCUUAGGCCUGCCAUCCCCUUUAUCCAAGUGCACUUGUUAGUGUUGUUUUGAAGGUAAGCCAGGUAAGAAAUGGGAACGGACACACUGGAAGGACAAGGUUUGUGGGAGUGGUGGGUGUAGUGCUGUACUUGAGGGAAGGAGACUGGCAGUCCACUUUGCUGUUCCAUUCUGGAUUGCUUAGCGUACUGCUGAAUCACGAGUACUGAUCUGCUGAGCUGCAGUGUUAACACUGCCAUUUUUUCGCUUCUGGUAUCUACGAUAAUGUUGCACAGAGUAAGACACAGCUUGCAGAGGAGACUUUGGAUCUGUUAUAAUUUUCCUCUCCUCAAAAUAGUGUUUGAACCCAAAGAAGUCUGUCUGGUUUCACGUCAGCCCUGGGCACUGCCUUUUCCCCGUUUUCUACACACUGGUUUUUAAAAACUCUUUGCCCCAGAUAGCUUAACAGCAGGGGGGGGGGGGCAGUGGUACAUUGAGAGAACGGGCGAAGGACCAUGAAGCAGAACAGUCAGAAUAAGGGAAAGUAUGGCCACUGCUUCUUGCUGUAAUGGUUGGUAGGGGAUGACAGGUCUGGGAAGAAGCAUUUUGGCCAGUUGUCUUUACGCAAAUAACGGAGGGCAGUUAUUUUCAUCUUUGGAGUAAACAGGGGCUCUUCUGUGCUUUGCCAACUUUCCCCCUUCUUUUUUAGGGACGGGAUUGACUGCUCCGCUUUGACCCCCGAAAACAGAAUUGGGAGUGUUCAGGCCUACAAGAGGUGCUUAACUAUUGCUUGUAGGCAGCUUAGAGCAGGGUUUAUUGGAAUAGGAUCACAACUCUGAUGCAGCUAGGCCAGAUUGGUUGGCAGCCUAAUAUUUGUUGAUGUUCUGAUCCCAAACUGAAAUCAGACAGUGUUAACUUGAACUCUUAAAUGCAUUGGGAAGUCCGAUGCUGUUUUUUAAAACCUCGCUGGUGUGUGUAGCCACCUGGCAGAACAGUGGCUUUUCCUCAUGAAGGCAAGUUGCCAUGCAUAUCAGACCCAGACCUACCUGUGUGAAAAGCACUUUUUGGGGUACUUUUUGUAUCUGUACCAGCAGAAGCUGCAUCUCCCCAUUCUGGAUCAUCAGUGUGCUUGCUUCCCAGAAAAGGGGCUUUUGCAACCUGGUCUGACACGGCAUAAAACCUGUACAGAAACACAAUACUCCAUUUGCUGUUCUUAACCCCCUCUUGGUCCCUGUUUAAGGAUAUCUUGUGUCCCAAUAAGAUACUGCUUAGCUGUGCACUUUUUCUGGGGCGCUUGCUGAGACUUCUUCCCAGGUUGGCACCUGAUGCCUUACUCUCAGCAAUUGGAGGUUUGCUUGCUUCCUCUUUCUCUCUUUCUGUGUGUGCAGGUUUUCAGCAUAGUAUAGUUAGAUUCUGCGGCUUCUUUCUUCCCCCAUUAACUAGUGGCCUUGUUCGGUUUUUUUUUUUAAAAAAUGCUUACUGUUGGAGGCAACAAAGCACAUCUUGGACUUUGAAGAUGGGGUCUCUGAUCAAUGGGAUCUCAUUACUUGUUGUAUUCCAAACUUCUAAUAAAAACAAAAUACCAU